AUGUCUGAUGCGAUCAAGCGUAAAGUUCGGCCUGCAGGAGAGAGAGGCUGCGGAGGAAGAGGAGGUAAAAUAAGCAAAGGAGGAUCCGGCGGAAGAUGGAACACUCCUCACCAGCUCGCUGUGGCGGCUUCUCGCAUUAGCGGAAGGAUUGAGCCGGGUGAUAGUGGAGUAUGGGCCACAUGUGCGCGUGGAAUGGAAGGAAAAGCUACCGAAGAGCUUCGGCUCUUUCUUGAGGAGUGUGCUCAAAAAUUGUACGGAAUCAUAGCGGAUGCUCCUCAGGUUGAAGAAGAGGAAGAUGAUGAUAUAGAAGCCUACAUCCAGAAAGAGAUUAAGGCAUUAGGAAAGUCGAAAUCCGCGCCGAAACUAUUCUCACCAGUGUAUCUAGAUCUACAAUGUGUCUUGUUCUUCAAGACGCGACCACCUAUCGACCCGGUCAAAUUUGUGGAGGAUAUCAUAAAGCUGGUCGUGGAAGAGCCCAAUCUUUAUCGGACGAGAUACAUUAAUCGAUUAACGCCCAUGACGCUAAUGGAAAAGGCAACAGAAAAAGGUCUUCAAGAACUUUCGAGUAAAGUCUUAUCGAAACACUUUCGUCUUGCUACGCAUGAAUCUCAAGAGGAAAAUCAGGAAUCUACAAAUGGCAAUCGCUUUUCUUACGCUAUUCGACCAACCAUCCGAAACCAUAACACCCUCAAAAGAGACGAAGUCAUCAAGCAAAUAGCCGCUUCAAUCUCUAAUUCCCACCAAGUUGACCUGGUUAAUGCGGAUAGGGUAAUCAUAAUAGAGAUAUAUCAGGGUAUCUGUGGCAUGAGUGUCGUGAUGGGAAAAGAGUGGGAGAUGCAUAAGCGCUACAACUUGAAUGAACUUUAUCCUCCAAAAAUCAAGCCAUCGAUGAUGAGUGUUAACGCUCCUAACUUCAAGUCCAACCAGCAAUAA
Messenger RNA from Blumeria graminis f. sp. triticale, 933 nucleotides. NCBI's taxonomy places the organism in Eukaryota, Fungi, Ascomycota, Leotiomycetes, Helotiales, Erysiphaceae. The record is from the annotation of a GenBank genome assembly.